GAUGAUGGACAGAUUUGCCGGAAUUCCAGGAUACCUCGUCCUGUUCGCCGGCAGUUUCCUCGUAUACUUGAUCGCAGGGAGAGUCACUGCGUGGGCGAGACUGAGGUCCUUUCGCGGGCCCUUUUUGACCAAUUUCACCAAUUGGCCCCAUAGAAAGGCUUUGCUUCAACAGAGAUGCCAUGAGUUUUAUGGCGAGGUCUGUGAGAAAUAUGGCCCAAUAGCAAGGGUUGCACCAAAUAUCUUGGUCACCUCGUCCCCGGACGUGUGGACACAUGUAAACAACUCGCCUGGAUAUAAGCGUUCUGAAUGGUACUAUUCAGCUUGCCGCAUCGAAUACCGACGCGACAACGUCUUUUCGCAGUCCGACAACGCAAAGCAUGAUUAUCGAAGAAAGCAACUGGCUCCGGGUAAUCUCGACAUGGAAGAUUCCAUUGACCAGCGUCUUCGGGAUUUCCUCAACCUGGUAAAAUCCAGGUACAUUUCCACAACUGCCAAGAUUGUGCCCAUGGAUUUAGCACGAAAAGUCCAAUUCUUCACCCUGGACGUCAUCAGCGCCGUGGGAACGGGCAAGACAUUCGGCAUGCUGCAAAGAGAUGCCGACGUGGAGGAUUUCCUCCAGUCAAGCGAGGAAGGACUCCGUAUAGGCAACUUUGCGGCUGCUCUAGGCUUCAGCUGGAUCACGCAGGCCCCUUUCAUCGGCCGGUUCAUAGCUCCGUCGGCAGAGGACGGCAAGGGCUUCGGCAGGCUGAUGGCCGCGUGCUUCCGCCACGUUGACGAGCGGCUCCAGAACCCCACAGACAAGAAAUCCGACAUGCUGGCAUCGUUUAUCCGUCACGGCGUAAUAGGCGACGACCUGCGCUCCGAGGCUCUCGAGCAGAUCGUUGCCGGUUCCGACACCACUGCAAGCGGGAUUCGAUGUGUUUUGCUUCACGUCAUAACAAAUCCUCGGGUAUACGCCAAGUUACAGGAAGAAAUCGAUGGAGCCGUUCGAGAUGGCAAAGCGCCCCAAGACGGCUUUAUUACUCACACCGAGGCAAAACAGCUCCCAUACCUGCAAGCCACCAUCCGUGAAGCGAUGCGAGUCUGGCCCCCCGUCGCAAACAUCUUCUCGCGAGACGUGCCACCCGAAGGAGACACCGUCAAUAUCGACGGCAAGGACGUGUUCUUACCCGGAGGCGCUUAUAUCGGGUAUUCUGCGCUCGCAAUGCACCGCAGCACUGAGAUUUAUGGCGACGACGCCAAGGCCUUUCGUCCAGAACGCUGGUUCGAAGAUGACAAGGACAAGCUUGCCACCAUGCUUCGUACAAACGAGUUGAUUUUUGGCUAUGGAAAAUGGCAGUGCUUGGGCAAGGAUGUCGCUCGGAUGGAGCUUGAAAAGGUUGUAUUCGAGCUCCUUCGUAACUUUGACAUUGCCCUGAUUAACCCGACGAAGCCGUGGGCGGCAAUGAAUAACCUUGGAUUGUUUACCAUCUCAGAUAUGUGGGUGCAGGUAAUGGAGAGAGGGAGUUGAGUGUGAGAAUUUUGUGAAUAUUUGGAAAAAUAAUGUACCCUCAAUCCAUCUUCAUAUUAAAGUAUGGAUGCAAGAAUCGAUAACUUGUAUCUGUUUACUUCCCUCUUCUCUUUAAAUAAAAA
Trichoderma atroviride IMI 206040 is the source of this 1632-nucleotide messenger RNA. The record is from RefSeq and is a predicted model, not a curated record. Lineage: Eukaryota; Fungi; Ascomycota; Sordariomycetes; Hypocreales; Hypocreaceae.